This is a messenger RNA of Trametes versicolor FP-101664 SS1, 720 nucleotides long. RefSeq lists its product as uncharacterized. Gene Ontology annotation, biological process: peptidyl-proline hydroxylation to 4-hydroxy-L-proline. Gene Ontology annotation, molecular function: L-ascorbic acid binding; iron ion binding; procollagen-proline 4-dioxygenase activity. Lineage: Eukaryota; Fungi; Basidiomycota; Agaricomycetes; Polyporales; Polyporaceae. Gene Ontology annotation, cellular component: endoplasmic reticulum. The transcript has 5 exons. The record is from RefSeq and is a predicted model, not a curated record. Bases 1 to 720 code for a protein of 239 amino acids.
AUGGCGAAGAAGGCACGCGCGAUCACCACUCCUGCAUCCUCUGCAGCUCCCAGCAAAAUACCUGCAGUCAGGUUCCCGGAGUUGUCCCCGAAAGAAGGGCUGGAGUGCCGAGCGAUACUCGAGGACCAGAUCCUGCUCAUCGACGACUUCUUCUCUCCAGAAGAAUGCAAAGCCUACGUGAAGUUCAUAGAUAGCCUCCCGCUAGAGCUCACCCCGCCGAAGAAGAGGGGGGAGGCCGAACGGGUCAACCACCGGAUGUCGAUUCCUUCAGUCGACUUCGCGCAGCGCAUCCACGCCGUCCUCGCCCCCCACCUCCCGGAGUUCCCCUACCCCGCAUGGGCAAAGCGUCCUGCCGGAGCAGCGCCGAACGCACGGCGCCCCGCACACUCGUUGAACUCGAAUAUACGCGUGUACAAGUACACGCAAGGACAAUACUUCGGCCCACACUACGACGAUGCGGUGCGCGAUUCGGAGACCGGAGCGAAGUCGGAGUGGACGCUGCUCAUAUAUUUGACUGGCAGCCAGGACGGUAUUGAAGGGGGCGAGACUUUGUUCUACCAAGAGCACAAGGGAAAACCGACAGAGACAAUCGUCCCUCCGCUCACUCGUGGAACUGCGCUCCUGCACCGCCAUGGUCAGGAUUGUAUGUUGCAUGAAGGCUCUCCGGUCACGAAGGGCACCAAGUAUGUUUUGCGGUCAGACCUGAUGUUUAUGAAGUAG